Molecule: messenger RNA, 1809 nt
Organism: Saccharomycopsis crataegensis
Lineage: Eukaryota; Fungi; Ascomycota; Saccharomycetes; Ascoideales; Saccharomycopsidaceae
Gene: MRS2
Product: Mrs2p
Exons: 1
Coding region: 1-1809 (602 amino acids)
Biological process (GO): mitochondrial magnesium ion transmembrane transport
Cellular component (GO): mitochondrial inner membrane
Molecular function (GO): magnesium ion transmembrane transporter activity
Source: RefSeq, a predicted model, not a curated record
AUGAGAAAUUCAUACAGCAGAUUGGAUAUCCGAUCUGCCCAAUCUUCAUCAUUUUCCAGCUACCUCCCAAAUAAUGAUUCACAGUCAAAUUCUCGCAUAUCAUUGAGGAGAACCAAUAGUUCAUACUCUCUCACUCUAAAACCAGUUCAUAUUAACGAUAAUUAUGUCAGUUGCACUACCAUUAAUGUCCAUGGUGACAUCGAGUGCAUGUCCAAGAAGUAUCCCAAGAUGGACUUCCUACGAAAAUUAGAUCUAUAUCCAAGAGAUUUGCGAAAAAUAGAUAAUUCCUCAAUUGAUAUCGUUCCAACUGUCGCGGUCAGAAAAAAUUGUAUCCUUGUGAAUUUGUUGCAUAUCAAGUCAAUCAUCAUGAAGGAUAAAAUAAUGAUUUUUGAUACCUCAGAUUCGUCGUCAGUUAGCAAAUUAUCUCUAUUUAUUUAUGAUUUGCAAGAUAAAUUGAAAACCAAUAUCACCCAGAACACGUCUUUUGAAUUCAAGGCAUUGGAAACCAUAUUAAUCAACGUUAUGAGUGUGCUUGAAAAUGACUUAAAUUACCAUAUUUCCAAAUGUACCACAGUACUAACAGAAUUGGAAAACCAAAUUGAUAGAACAAAACUUCGGGAUCUAUUGAUUUAUUCCAAGGCUUUAACCAACUAUUCUCAGAAAUCUUUGUUGAUUAGAAAUGUUCUUGACGAGUUAUUAGAAACCGAUGAAGAUUUAAAGGGGAUGUACUUAACCCAAAUUUUUAAUGUACAAAGCAGCGCCAGUGAUCAAGUAAAAUCCUUGGAGGAGAUUACAAAAAAAUCACAAGUUUCACCGUCACAAAUUUCCUUGGUACACAAUAACACCAAAGAUUCUUCUUCUAUGGACUCUGUCAUGGAUCUGGACGGUGGCAACGAUUUCAAUUUCAGCGAAGUAGAAAUCUUAUUAGAAAAUUAUUAUACCCAGUGUGAUGAAUUCGUUCAACAAGCAAACUCCUUGAUAUCCGAUAUUAAAUCUACUGAGGAAAUCGUCAAUAUCAUUCUUGAUUCUAACAGAAAUUCUCUUAUGUUGUAUGACUUGAAAAUCACCAUAUAUACUCUUGGAUUCACCGUUGCCACUACAGUUCCGGCAUUUUAUGGUAUGAACUUGAAAAACUUUAUCGAGGACUCACCUUAUGGGUUUGGUAUGGUUGUGGGAAUCUCUAUUUUUUCGGCACUAGGGAUAACCAUGGUCAACUUCAAUAAGUUGAGAUCAGUUCAAAGAUUAACCAUGAUGAUGGGUAAUGACGGGAACUUAGACCGAUUCAUCAAAGAAAACAUGAGUAUUGGAACUUCUUCAGAAUCUUCAGAAUUAUCAUAUUCCAGUAAAGCGCCAACAAAUUCUUCGCACCCGUACAUUACGAAUCCAUCAAAUGGACCGGCAGUGAAUAAAAUCAUUCCAAAACCUUCAUCACUGGCGUAUACUAAUAUUAUUCCUGGGAUAUUGCAGUAUCAAAAUAAUUUUAUGAAUCGCACGGCCAAGAGUUCAAAUAUUUCGUCAACAUCAUCCACAUAUCAUACCAACACUAUUCCCUCUAAUUCAGGAUCAAGCGAAAAGAGCACCCAAAUUUCAUUAACCAAAGGUUCUUUAAGAAGUAGAUUUUCAAAUUGGUUUUAUUGUUAUAGAUUUUGGUCCUGGAAAAUGCAGUUAGAACAACUCAAGAGAUUUGAAUGGGCGUUAAUGAAGCAUAGAUUCUUUCGAAAAAGAUUGGGGAAGCAACAUCCAAUGGUUGAUGCGAAACAAAAAGCCAUGGCUUGGAGAUGGUUAAUUGAAGAACAACAAAAAAAAUAG